Molecule: messenger RNA, 3060 nt
Organism: Esox lucius (northern pike)
Lineage: Eukaryota; Metazoa; Chordata; Actinopteri; Esociformes; Esocidae
Gene: schip1
Product: schwannomin interacting protein 1
Exons: 15
Coding region: 97-2277 (726 amino acids)
Biological process (GO): positive regulation of hippo signaling
Cellular component (GO): plasma membrane; cell junction
Molecular function (GO): protein binding
Source: RefSeq, a predicted model, not a curated record
AGAACAUUUCCCAAGUCGGCUCUUUUUCUGACUGGUAUCCGGCUGCUUCAGCUGCGCUCUCCACUGCUGUCUAUCUGAACACGGCAAGUGCCAGCUAUGUUGAGGACCGGCAAUUAUCGGAACAUGUAUCAAGUGGAAGACGUGAGGAUCCGUGGCGGGAGUGUGUGUAGCGCGCGGGAAAGAAAGGGUCUUUCUCUUUGUGUGAACCAGGAGGAAGGCAGGAAGUGUCAUCGCUUCUGCAAACACAGUGGAGGACAAGAGGUGCUUAAGAUGGAAAGAAAUGUUUACCUGCCGAAUGAGGAAGAGCACGAUAACAGCCCUGGUCACGGGGCACAGCAGUGCCACUGGGAGACCAAGGCCAUUGUAAUCCAGCGGGCCUGGCGUGCCACCCUGUACCGCAAAGGGAGGUGGCAGGGAGACUGUGAGAACCGUCCACAUCAUCAGCGGGGGAAGGAGCUCCUGACGGCCCAACUGACGGCAGUGAUGGAUGACUUCGGCCAGAUGGAGCUGAAGAGCCUCCAGAGUGGCCUAAAGCAUGUCAAUGAUGAAAGAUUUCAGCUACAGAGUCAGCUGACCACAGACCUUGAGAACAACUUCAACAUACCCCCACUAGAAACCAAGGUGUUAAUCAUCCAGCGAGCCUGGCGUGACUUCCUCCAGAGACAGGAAGUGAUUGAGAAAAGGAGCCCCUCCCCUCCCUUCCUGUCAUCCUCUGACAAGAUGAGCACAUCUAUCAGCAUGAUUACUCUAUCAGAUGGAAGCACCCCGGACUAUCGGGAGGAUGGCAUGGACUUGGGGAGCGAUGCGUCCAGUCGCUCCAGCUCGGAGUCCAACUCCAACAAGGUGACUCCCUGUUCCCCUUCACUAGAGCUGGCAUCGCUGGAGGACUACAAGUCCUCUCCAUCUUUGGAACUGGCAACCUUAGAAGAGGACUACAAAUCCUCUCCUUCCCUAGACCUGGCAACCCUGGAGGAUGAGGACUAUGAGGAGGACGAGGACUAUCAGGAAUAUAAGAAGAAGGUGAUUGAAGAGUGGGAGAGUGAGUACGGGGAAGACUACAGCUCCCAGCUCCCCCCUGGCCAGGUGGAGGGUAGAGUUGCGGGGGGAAUAGGCACACCAGGCGGAGGCUUCCUGAAACCGGUUAACAGCCGCAGCCUGGCCGAGGAGUUCCAGGAUGUGAAGCCUCCGCCUCUUCCUGCUCACAGCGGACACACAGCCACCUCCGCUGCUGCUGUGCCUGAGGAACUGAAACAGAAUGGCAACUUGAUUCUGCCCCACUCCCCCACCAGGCCCCUGCCCCGGGGCACAGGGGCCACCAAGCCCAGCCACAGGCGCUCCAGCCGGAGCAGAGGCGGCUUUGGAGGAGGAGGAGGUGGUGGCGGUGGAGGAAGUGGGAUAGGAGGGCGGAUGGGGGUAUACAGAGAGGAGGAGUGCGUGGAGGAGGAGUCCCUGCCCACCAUGGACUGGGCCGCGCUGGAGAGGCACCUGGCUGGGCUGCAGUGCAGAGAGCAGGAGAACCAGAACCUCAACCACAACCACAAUCACAGCCUGGGAAAGACCCAGUACACCUCAGCCCAAAAGAAUGAGAGGGAGUCAAUCCGGCAGAAGCUGGCCCUGGGCAGUUUCUUUGACGACGGGCCUGGCAUCUAUACCAGCUGCAGCAAAAGUGGCAAGCCCAGUCUGUCGUCACGGCUGCAGAGUGGGAUGAAUCUGCAGAUUUGUUUUGUGAAUGACAGCGGCAGUGACAAGGACAGUGAUGCAGAUGACAGCAAGACCGAAACCAGUCUGGACACUCCGCUGUCCCCCAUGUCGAAGCAGAGUUCGUCCUACUCUGACCGGGACACUACAGAGGAGGACAGUGAGUCUCUGGAGGACAUGGACUUUCUGAGCAGACAGAAGAAGCUGCAGGCCGAGGCAAAGCUGGCAUUGGCAAUGGCCAAACCCAUGGCCAAGAUGCAGGUGGAGGUGGAGAAACAGAACCGCAAGAAGUCCCCUGUGGCAGACCUGUUGCCCCACUUGCCCCACAUCAGUGAAUGUCUGAUGAAGAGAAGCCUGAAGCCUACAGACCUGAGAGAUAUGACUCUAGGACAGCUACAGGUCAUAGUGAAUGACCUGCACUCCCAGAUAGAAAGUCUGAAUGAGGAGCUGGUGCAGCUGCUGUUGGUCCGGGAUGAACUGCACAUGGAACAGGAUGCCAUGUUGGUGGACAUAGAGGACCUGACUAGGCAUGCCGAGAGCCAGCAGAAACACAUGGCUGAGAAGUCCCAAUCCAAAUAAGACACCCAACUCAACCCUACCCCAUCUCCACCCCUUUAUUCCACCCCCCACAUUGAUCCCAACACCCUGGCCCAUGCCUCUCGCUGCUCUCCCUCUGCCUCCCCCCCUGCCCCCCCCCCCCCCUCUCUCCCUCUCAUGGUGGCAUCUGCCAGAGGAAGGCCACCCAUUCAUUUGCUUUUGUGGUUGUCCCAGCGCUAAGGAUGGAGCACUUCCUGCUUCCUGGGAGAAGAGGAAACUGUGUGUUGUCAUAGAUACUGUCCCCGGCUUCAUGUGCAGUGAUCGGCCUUGCUUCGCUAUUGUUUAUUUUUUAACUUUUAUUAAAAGUUUAUUCGCCACUAAAUUAUAACUGUCAAUACAAAAUGGUGAAGAAAAAAAAUAAAUAAUAGUGAGAAAUUAGUAGUCAGAUAAAUAAUAAAAAAAAUACAAUGUAUAAAACUAUGAGGACUAACUUCAGACCAUUUUAAGUUGGACAGUAAUUUUAAAGUAUUUCAAAGUCAAUCUCUUUUUAUUCUGCACAAAUGGUAGUUUUCAACUGAGAAAUGUUUAUUUGAAGGUGCUAAAAGAGUUUAAAGGAAACAUGCCUGCCUUGUAGUGGAGUCGUAGCUUUGGUAAUACGUUCACUCUGAUCGGUCUUCAACAUUUUGUGAAUGUUGAUUUUCUGACACGGGUCAUUUUAAAUAAGUGUGUUAAUAUCAUUUUCAUCCUAUUGUAUUCAGAAUCUUUAUUUGAGGAAGAAAUGUUUAUGUACAGAUAUGUAAAAUAAAAAAUAAACUUUGUUUCAUA